UGCUCCACUAGCAAAGUCGGCCUCGAACGAUCAAUUGAACAAACCGACUGCUUGCCCAUCUAUCUAUAUCUAUAUAUCUCAUUUCAACUAUCUCACAGUCAAUCCAGGAUCCUCCCAUCGACCGACUCGAUUGCGUUCCGUCGCCGAAAAUCCGUUCCGUCACGCACAACACCUUACUCCGUACAGUCAAGCCCUUGACGUUACCAUGAAGUCUUUUUCUGCCGGUGUUCUGGCUGUGUUCGGCGCCUCCGUCUCUCCCGUGGCGCUCGCGUUCGUGCCGCCGACGACCCACACGCUCGCUCGUACCAGUGCGGCAGCGACUAGCGCCCCCACGACGACGUACAAGUCGCCCUUGGUCUGGCGAAUGGCAUCCGACGACGAAGAUGAUGAUGGUUGGAAAGCUCCCACGUCGGCCAUGAUUGGCGGGGCCGGCGUCAACAACGCUGGUGAGCCUCCCUUUGAGAUUCGUGGAUUCUCCCUCGGUAAUCUCGUCGUGGGGGCCGGUAUCCUCAUUACCUUUGCUUCCUUCGCGGAAUACUUGUCGGAAAGUGGCGGUGACGGUUUGAACGUUUCGGGACUCGGAUUCGUCUACGGCAUUCCCGUCUUUUUGGCCGGCGCCGCACUCAAGUACGCCGAAAUCAACCCCGUGCCCGUCGCGACGACUCCCGCCGCCGAGCGGGUCUUUGACCGCAAGGCUACCGACACGAUUCUCAAAAUCAAACAGGACGUCACGCGACACCGCUACGGAGACGAGGCCCAUCUAGAUACCACCGUCAAAAAACUCGGACUCGUCGUGCCCGGCAAGGCCUACCCGCAAUUGCAAGAACUCCGACAAGACGAAGUCAACGACGGGGAACUAGCCUUCACUAUGGUCUGGCAGAGCGUAGACACACCCUACAAAAUGUGGGCCGACCCGCGACGCGUCCUCAAGUACGAAAAAUUCUUUGGACCCGGCGUGUACGCGGACGUCGUCAAGAUUGAUGCCGAACAACGACUCGUCGGGAUUCGGUUGACCACCGGAACGCGGCCACCCGUCGAGGAACAAGACACAUCGACGUCCGCGCCGCCCGUGGCCAAUCCGCAAGCCACCGCCGACAAACAAGCCUAG
Messenger RNA from Phaeodactylum tricornutum CCAP 1055/1, 1108 nucleotides. RefSeq lists its product with no specific name. NCBI's taxonomy places the organism in Eukaryota, Bacillariophyta, Bacillariophyceae, Surirellales, Neidiaceae. The coding region runs from base 206 to 1108 and encodes 300 amino acids. The record is from RefSeq and is a predicted model, not a curated record. The transcript is spliced from 2 exons.